Acanthopagrus latus (yellowfin seabream) is the source of this 1820-nucleotide messenger RNA. It is a transcript of the gene cldnc, whose product is annotated as claudin c. NCBI's taxonomy places the organism in Eukaryota, Metazoa, Chordata, Actinopteri, Spariformes, Sparidae. Gene Ontology annotation, biological process: bicellular tight junction assembly; cell adhesion. The coding region runs from base 326 to 997 and encodes 223 amino acids. The record is from RefSeq and is a predicted model, not a curated record. Gene Ontology annotation, cellular component: plasma membrane; bicellular tight junction. Gene Ontology annotation, molecular function: structural molecule activity. The transcript has a single exon.
CACAGAUAAGGGUCAUCGACUUCAAACUAGCAGGAGGAGCACACGGGAGGCAGCAUCGGAGCAGGCACGUACACGACGCUGAGAGUUUGUGGAGGAAGGACACUUUGAAAAAAUCUCCACGUCUCGAUCCAGCAGCAGGUGUAGUGACAGCUUGAGGCUCACCUGGUGGAAAGAAGUGGCAGUCGAAGAGGAGCAAAUAUCAAGAAGGCCUUCAGAUAUUUGCUGGAAAGGAGGACAAGGAAGAAAGGAACUUCAGUAAAGAGGGACCAAGAGGACAGAUAAAGGGACUCUUAAUCCUGAGCGAGGAACCCUGCCUGGGUGCACGAUGGCGACUCUUGCACUUGAACUGACCGGUAUUUCUCUGUCAGUGCUCGGCUGGGUGCUGUGCAUCAUCAGCUGCGCCUUGCCGAUGUGGAGGGUGUCGGCCUUCAUUGGCGCCAACAUCGUCACGGCUCAGGUGUUCUGGGAGGGCCUGUGGAUGAACUGCGUGUUCCAGAGCACGGGCCAGAUGCAGUGUAAGGUCUACGACUCCAUGCUGGCUCUGCCUCAGGACCUGCAGGCCGCCAGGGCGCUCACCAUGGUCGCCAUUAUCCUGGGGCUCGUGGCUCUUCUCAUCUCUAUGGUGGGGGCGAAGUGCACCAACUGCAUCGAGGAUGAAGGGGUGAAAGCCAGGGUGAUGGCCUCCUCAGGCGGGGCGUUCAUCACAGCAGCUCUGGCCGAGCUGGUGCCUGUUUCCUGGUCAGCAAACACCAUCGUAGUUGAGUUUUACAGUCCCAUCGUCCCCACUGGUCAGAAGAUGGAGAUCGGGGCGGCGUUGUAUGUGGGCUGGGCUGCCUCCGCCAUGCUGCUCAUCGGGGGGUCCAUCCUCUGCUGCAGCUGCCCUCCACAGGAAGAGAAACCAACGAGGUACAGCCUGCACCCCCAGAGUCGUAUAGCGUACUCCGCCGCUCCGAGGUCAGCCGCUCAGAGCUCCUACAACAGGAGGGACUACGUGUGACAGAAGAGCAGAGGGAUCAGGAAGAUGACUUUUAUAUGUAAAGAAGUGUAGCUAAACAAUGAUAUCACUGGUUUAACUGGAACCAGUCGUUCACUAGAAAAUGGUAAAAGAGCCAAACCAGGUGUUUGGUUGGUGUGCGGAUAGAAAAGACCACAACUGUUUGUAAAUAUGACGGGUUUUUUUUAAUACUUUUGAAAAGAAACAGCUGUUGACGGAUGUUCAGUGGACCUGUUUACAUUACCACUGGUCCAACAGAAGCAGCUGAUAAGAUCCGAUUCAAGGUGUGACAAAAUACAGCAGGUGACUUUAGUCUAUGCAGUCGGCUCAGUAGGGACAUAUUUAUUAUUUGUGCUUUCAACAUUUACUUUGUGUAUCAUCCUGUCGACUACUGCAAACUAAAUGGAGACACUUGUGUGACUGUACUGAGUUAUAAAUAGCUUGUUUUUUUUCUGGGCUGAUGAUAUUUUUCUUACUAUUAUUACAAAACACAGACACACACUGAGUCAUACAGCGGAGCUCCAGAGCAAGGUCAACAUGGCGGAGUGGGCUGUGGGAAGAAUAAGAGACGUACAUAGUUUAUGUGGUAUAUCGACGGUGUUUCAUCUCCAUCACAUUUCACUUCAUUAUGCGUCUGUGUUUGGACAUUUUCUACAAAGGUUUAUGGUUUUAUAUAACAUGUCUUUUGUUGUAUUAUCAUCGAACAUGUUGUGUGCACUGGACUUUAUGAAUGGAUAUGUUUUGUUUUAAGAUCUACUGAAAUUACUGAAAUAUAAUAAAUAACAAUACAUCAUGAAUGAAUAAAGAUUUUCACUGAGAAACUUUA